UGUCUUUUACAACGGUAACCGUAUUGCUUCCGGCUUUUGAACAGGCGUGUAAACACGGAAUGUGACGCGUGUUUGUAAUUGUACUCUUUAUAACACAUUUGAUUUUUAUGUAUAUAUGUGUGUGUUGAGUGACAUGAGUUUGUUUUUGCCUAAGCUGUCCUGUAAAAAGGAAGUCGACGAGGUGAUAAAGAGUGUUGCAGAGAAAGUUUUGGUUCUGAGAUUUGGGAGAGAUGAAGAUUCCGUCUGUAUGGAGCUGGAUGAGAUUCUUUCAAAGACAUUCCACGACCUGAGUAAAAUGGCUGGCAUCUACCUGGUUGACGUAAACAAGGUACCAGUGUAUACCCAAUACUUUGACAUCAGCUACAUUCCUUCCACUGUCUUUUUCUUCAAUGGACAGCACAUGAAAGUAGAUUAUGGGUCUCCAGACCAUACAAAGUUUGUUGGAAGUUUUAAAACCAAACAAGACUUUAUUGACCUAAUUGAGGUAAUUUACCGUGGGGCCAUGCGAGGGAAACUGAUAGUGCGAAGCCCAAUUGACCCGAGGAACGUUCCCAAAUAUGACCUCCUCUAUCAAGGAAUAUAGGUGCCAGGGGGCUAAACUUAAUCAGAUUGGAUCAAAAGGACUGCAGAGUUUGAAAGACAUCACUUCUCUGAGGGGGAAACAACAAGUGGAUAAACAUACAAUAAAAAAAUGCAAUGUGGAGUCCUUCUGACUGCCCACAGAACAGUGUAGUCGUUGUUUUCUAGCUGUUUGCACGGACUGUGUACAUGCAGUGUAAUGACUGGUUUCAGCUUUUGACUACUAAAGCUGCAGUGUCUCACAUCUAUACCAUUUUACACUAAAAUCCUUGUAAUCCCUUGUUAUAGAUCAGGAGGCACAUGUGGCUUAAUAAAGGGGAUCCUCUUUUUUCCCCAAAACUGUUUUUUUGUUACACUGAUAAGAUUGUGCAGAGCUGACAUUUACAAAAUGGUAACAAGUACUCAACAAAGUGAUGUGUUGAAUGCUUUGAAGUACAGUUCCAAUACAUUUGUUUCUCUAGUAAUGAUGAGGAUCAGUGUGAAUAAAAUGUUUUGAGGGAUGUUACAAUAAAAAUAACUUAUUAACUGAA
Messenger RNA from Acipenser ruthenus (sterlet), 1109 nucleotides. Its product is annotated as thioredoxin-like protein 4B. Gene Ontology annotation, cellular component: U4/U6 x U5 tri-snRNP complex; spliceosomal complex; U5 snRNP. The transcript is spliced from 3 exons. Lineage: Eukaryota; Metazoa; Chordata; Actinopteri; Acipenseriformes; Acipenseridae. Gene Ontology annotation, biological process: mRNA splicing, via spliceosome. Bases 116 to 583 code for a protein of 155 amino acids. The record is from RefSeq and is a predicted model, not a curated record.